AUGUUAUCCACUGCUGCAAAUAAUAAAGUUAAAAACACAAGAGGAUUGGAUAGUUCCGAUGUUCCAGAUCGAAACGAAAGCGGACAAGAAAACAAAACGGAUGAUAAGGUCAGAGGUUAUGUUGGUACGUACGAUGGUUCAUCAUCCUUUGGCGGGCCGCACCGAGAUGGUAGAUUUCGAUCUCGGGGCCGUAUCACUGAGUAUAGGCAUUCUAGAGGAAGCGGGCGCGGUUGUGGACGGGGCCGUGGUGACUUCCCGCCAAGGCCUGAACAUGACGAAAAUUCCUACAAAUAUCACGAACCGUUAGGACAGUCCAGCAGUGACUCUUGGUCCCAAGGAAAUAAUAAAUUUUAUGAGAGAUCAGACCUCGUCGUAAAUCUACCUGAAGAUCCACGUAUAUCUAAGCUUUUGCGACGCCUUUGUGCAGAAGUUGAUGUGGAGAAGUCACUGGUUAUAUGCAGCAAGUUACAAGAUGCUGUAUUGUUGCCAGAAAAUGCACGAUAUAUACGAAGAUCUUAUGAUAUCUUAGUUGAGUCAUUAUUAGAUGUCUUAUAUGAUGCUCCCGGACCAGAAACUAAAGAGAAAGCAGCUGUUGUCUUGGGACGGAUUGGUUAUGUUAUGGGACAUGAUUAUAAGAAACAUUUGGAAUGGAUUGUCUCAACUUUCUCCACUCAUAACACAUCAAUAAAGCAUCUAUUGACUCUAUCUUUUUCUGAAACAUUUCAGUUGGACUUUCAAACACCAAAUUUGUCUGACUUUGCAGAGAUGACAUUGGAUAGGCUGCAGGUUAUUAUUGAAGGAACAGAUUCUGCUGAUGUUUUUAUGGCUGCUAUCAAUGCAAUGAUCAUUAUGUCAAAUUCAUACCCUGAACAUUUUGCUAAUCAUUUUGUAGACACUGUAGAUAUUCUUGUUGGAUGGCAUGUUGAUAAUGCACAGCCUAAAAAGAUAAAAGAUUUUGCUCUUCAGUCUCUAUUCAAAUUAAGCCGUCACUGGCAGGCUGAUGUUGGGUUUUCUGUCAAUCUAUUGAAUCAAUUUGUUGAGGAUAUGGUGGCAUAUACAAGUGAGCUUGAUACUAAUAAUCAAGAGUCUGAAUCAAACUCAAAUGAAGAUUGCAUGCAAAAAAUUGCAUCAUUUUUAAAUGUUUUCAAUACAGUAGUAAAGAGUUUGGGUACACUCCUUAACCCUACAGUCUCACAAACGGUCUCUUGGUCCUUCCUGACUGAUGCAAUGACAAAAAUAUUACAAGUUUUAAAUGAAGUAUUGAAGGAUGAUGCCGAAUCAGAUUUGAUAUUAGCAGGUAAUGAGAGUAUUACAUUACUACUUAGUUAUUUACAAAUGAAGGCCACACCCUGCUUGCCAGGAUUAUUUUUGUUGAUAACUCUGGAAAUGACUAAAUACUUACAUAUUGAAAAUACAGUUUGUCUUAGCAUUAUAGGUCUUAUUUCAAUAACCAUAAAAGAAAUUGCUUCUAACCUUCCAAUAGAGUUUAUAACUCAAACCAUUGGUCCUGAUUCAUUACUAAGGCCUUUGAGAUAUUCUGAGAACAUCAAAAUCCUGUCAAGUGUUAUGCUGGUUUACAGCAACUUGUUAAACUUGAAAAAUAUACCACUUUUGCAAGAAACCUAUAAGUAUGUUUUAAUGGAUAUUCAAAAUUCAUUCUCUGUCAUUUUACCUAAUAUUCAAAUUAUACCAGCGGAAUAUACUGAAGACAUCUCUGAGGAUGAUGCAGAAAAAAAUAUAUUGUUUUACUUACAGUGUUUGUCUGAUCUUGCAAAUGCCAGCAAUUCCAUUAUUGGUAUGUGGGCUCUAAAACCAAGCAUUUUAGAACUUUUGGCUAUUAAGAUGUGUCCACAUGAUGAAAAUUUGAUUAGAAAAAAGCCUGCUUUACAGUAUGCUGUAUUGUACUUAUUAUAUUCCCAUUGCAAGAAGAAUAAUCAUUUUAUUGCUUCAAGUGAUUUAGUCACUAAUACACAACAAAGGACAAGUGAUAUAUUUGGUCUUUCAAACCUAAACAUUGGUGAUGUUUCCAGUUCAAGCCCAACAUCUGGUCAUCUUGCUGUUAUACUGAACACAUUAAGCAUUGUCUUGGCAGAAAAUGUAACAAAGGAAACCUUAUUACUUGUUUUAACUUGGAUCUCAGAUAUUCUCUCUCAGCUGGAUAAGUAUUUGCCAAUUGUGAGUUUAUCCAAGGGUUUCUUGGUAUUAACUACUAACAUGUUAUCACUUGCACACAAUUUUGAUGAUGACAUUAUUCUCAUUGUUCUACAAAAUUGUCAGAAAUUAUUAAAAAAUAAAGGUUUGGUGUGGAAUGUGAUGUUACUGAAAACCAUGGCACUCAUAUGCAUUUUACACAUAGAUAAUCUUAAUAAAUCAGUGUCAAUUGUGUGCAAGGACAUUUUGUUCCAGCUGCCUUGGGAUGUUGUUCAACAAGAAUUAGAUAGACAGAUGGUAAAAGUAUUUACAUCCAAAAAGUUUAAUCUGACUGUUCUCAACUGUGACACAAAGUUAAAUGCUUUAAAAGAAUACCUUAUGAGAGGGUCAUUUAACACAUUGUCCAACACACAUUUUCAAGCUAUAAUUAAUUGUCUUCUGCAACAAACAACUAUUGACAAAAACCUAUUGAUUGAUACUUUUUUAGUCUCAUGGCCCAUACAAGGUCAAUAUCUGGAUGAACAAAAAUUAUUAUUUUUCCGUGAAUGUGCAACAAGUUUUUCUUCCAUUUGCAUCAGUUGGGCUCUUUCAGAGUUGGCACAGACUUGCAUAGCCCUUAAAUUGAGGACUGCUUUAGGGAAACCACAAGAAACUUUUAUGAAGAUUGAAGGUGCCUUAAAAAAUAUAGCAAGGGAUAUAUCUUCUAGUGAUACUAAAUACCUUGCAAGUGAACAACAAAAAUUACUUGAUGUCAUUCUUUCAGAACAGUUUAGAGCACGUUGGUUUAUUGAGUUCAUGACUUUCUUAGAAAAAUAUACAUAUAAUGCUGCUGAAGGUACUGCAACUGUAUUACCCGUUGCCAUUAAACCUGUAAGAACUUUUUUUCAUACGAACUGGUCUACAUGCCGUGAGUGGCAAAACAGAGUGCGUCCUGCUGCACUUGCUGUCAGUCUAUAUUCUGGCCACCUUGGAGCAGUUAUUUAUCAUGCUUCACUUAUUUUGCAAACAGCUGCUAAUUCCCAUACUAAUGUAGACAUUGAAGCUAUAAUGACUACUAUGGCGCAAGCUCUCAUUGAAAUUCAAGAACCAGAAGUCUUACAUGGUUUGUAUAUAUGGAUAAAACAAAAUUUUGAUAAAAAAAUCUCCUGGUUAAAAGGGGCUGCUGAACAAGCAAAUUCUCGGUAUGAAUUAGCCAUUGAAUUUUAUAAGAAAUUAUAUGUCACUGCUUCUAACUCAGAGAAUGACUCUACCACUACUACUGCUCUGUUAGAUGCAAAGUUGAAUAAAUUUGUUACUGAACAAAUUAUAGAAAGCUAUAAAAAUAUACAAAGUUGGGAAGAUAUGCAGCAAUGGAAACUUGCUGACCAAGAAAAUAAAAUAGAUCUACAAUGGGAUUCUUUUACAGCCUUAAAUAUAUUUGAAAACAGUCCUGAGAUUCCAGAACAACUAGCUGACUGGGAUGUUUUGCGACUGAAUACUACUGAAAUAUCAAAAAAUGCUUGCUCAUACCAAGCUCUUCUCAACAAGAUUGAAUGCACACUUGUGUACACAGCGUUAAACUAUUAUUAUAAUGAUUAUGAUGAUAAAUAUGAUGCUAUGCUUAGAAAUUGUAAUGCACUGCUUAAUGCUAGUGCUGAAGAAUUCUCAAGAACAAAUGCUGUGCACUUUUUGAAAGAAAUUGCUGUGUUACAAUUGGCAAAUCAUGGACUGACAAGUAUUAUAAAGAAUGGAAAGGCAAUAUUAAAUCCAUUCAAACCAUCUGUUGUCAAAGAACUUAAAUAUGGAACUGAACUUAAAAAUUUAACUAGAAUUUUGUGGUGGAAUCAAUAUUUCACAAAAUUGAACAUGACUGAAGAAAACAUAUUCUACACAGAAUGUCUAAGGCUAGAUGUUAUCAAAAGCGCAAGGAAAAACACGAACCUGGGCAUGGCUAAAAGAGAGCUAUUGAAACAUUUCAAACAUAACCCUGCAUUCCAAAUGUGCAUCGUCAAUGUGAAUAGUUUGGAUGAGAUAAGUGAUAUACUUCUCAUGUCUAAUAAUACCUAUGAUUUAGACAUUUGGACUUUGAAUAAUGCCAAUGCUCUGGCAGAACUUUGCAAAGUUACUUAUGCAAAAGAAGAGACAAGAGUGCGUGCCAUUAACUUAUGUGCAAAUAUUUCUCUCGGCUUUUCGCAACGUCUGGCUAUGGGCGAACAAAGUUAUGAGCUGAGAGAAAAAGGUACAAGACUGCUCCUAACACUCUCUAAAUGGGUGCAGAGUGAAACUGACAAUAUAAUAGAAAGUGAUUCGCCCUUAAUGAAACUAGUGUCGGCAUUGCCCGAGAUUGGCCUUGUAGAUAAUAAUAUUUCGGAAAAUGUUAUUCCACUUUCAGAUUCUGCAGUCGGGAAACUUUUACAAUUUGGAGUUAAUCAAUGCCCAGGCUUAGCAAAAGCAUGGGCGAGCUUUGCCUCAUGGUGCUUUAGAUGGGGCCGUAAAAUGGUUGAAUUUAGCUCCAAAACAAGGGAGCAACUUACUGAUAAUGAUAAAAUACAAAUAGAAGGGGUUAUGAUUGGAUGUUCGCCCCAAGAUUUUGAGGCUGUGUGUGAGAUUUUAUCUAAAACUAAAGCUACUUGCGAUGAUGAAGACAUUGAUUGGAAUGAAAUCAACACUUCCGAAAUGAUUGAAAAUCAGUUACGUACAGUCCCUUCGUUAAAUAACGCUUUUCCGGAACAUCUGGCUUUACUUGUUGAUAUUUGGCGCCAAGCCCAGAAGAGAGUAUUCUCAUACUUUGAACUAUCAGCUGACGCUUACUUUAAAUUUCUGCAGCUUAUUUGUGCCUCAGAUUUUAUAAACCACAGUGGAGAAAAUGCAGUAGUAAAUGCUACAUUGAGACUUUUAAGAUUAAUUGUUAAACAUGCCAUGGAGUUGCAAACGGUACUCGAAUCAGGCUUAGCAAAUACACCUACACAGCCUUGGAAGGUUAUCAUACCUCAACUGUUUAGUAGACUUAAUCAUCCCGAAACAUAUGUGAGAAAAUGCGUUUCUGACUUGCUUUGUCGAUUGGCAGAAGAUACACCCCACCUCAUUACAUUCCCAGCAGUUGUUGGUGCAGUUGAAAAUGAACAAAACAGUUUGACGGAAUUAAGUGUUCCCAGAUCUUACUUAUCUAAUGAAGAUGCUGAAAGUGAGGAAGACAAUCUUGAGUUGGAAGAUACUGGAAGUGAUAAGCUAACUAAUAACGAAUUGAACUCCUGUUUCUUGGACAUGGUUGAAACAUUGGCAAAACAAGCCCCAAAAACAAUUCUUCAAGUGAAAUUGUUAGUAAAGGAAUUACAACGAAUAAAUUUACUAUGGGAUGAAUUAUGUCUAGGUACAUUGGUUCAGCAUCAUUCCGAGUUUAAUAAACGGCUCACGCAAUUAGAGACAGAAAUUGCGAAGGUUAAAAAUAAUGUAAAUCUGUCAGUGGAGGAAAAGGUUAAGCUUAUUAAAGAAAAACAUCGCAUUAUAUUUGAACCGAUUGUAUUUGUGUUAGAACAGCUUCAUCAAAUCACAUCAGCCAAACCUGAGACGCCCCACGAAACUGCCUUCCAAACUAAAUUUCAAGCUCUCAUCACCGAUGUAAUAGAUAAAUUUAAAAAUCCCACAAAUCCUGAAAAGCCUCAAGAGUCAUGGACUUCAUUAAAACAGUUACAGAUAAAACUGCAACAGAAAGUUAAUAAACGAACAUCUUAUAUUUUGAAAAUGUCUGACAUCAGCCCUGUUUUGGCAGAGAUGAAAAAUACUGUGAUUACAAUGCCUGGAUUACAUACAAAUCAAAGAACAGUUAGAGUAACUAUAAAAUCCAUCGAGAACAACGUUGCUAUUUUGCCAACAAAGACAAGGCCUAAGAAACUGGUCUUUUAUGGAUCAGAUGGAAAAUCUUAUACAUAUCUCUUUAAAGGUUUAGAAGAUUUGCAUUUAGAUGAAAGGAUUAUGCAGUUGUUGUCUAUAACAAAUACAAUGCUGGCUCGUGAUUCUGAAAACAACGAUAAUCAAACAUACAGAGCCCGCCAUUACUCUGUCAUUCCUUUGGGUCCUCGGUCUGGCUUGAUUAGCUGGGUGGACAAUGUAACACCACUUUUCGCUUUGUAUAGGCGUUGGCAAAAUCGGGAAGCUGCAAUUCUCAUGGCGAAAACCAACAAGACAAUUAAUGUGCUACGGCCCUCGGAGCUUUUCUACAAUAAACUUAAUCCUUUGCUAAAAGAAGCCGGAAUAUCAACGGAAAACAGAAAGGAUUGGCCUGUCGCCAUCCUCAAGCAAGUUUUACAAGAGUUGACAGCGGAAACACCUAAGGAUCUGUUGUGGAGAGAGUUGUGGUGCAGCAGUGUCUCUCCUGAGCAAUGGUGGCAGAUGACGCGACGCUACAGCUACUCUGUUGCCGUAAUGAGCAUAAUCGGCUAUAUAAUAGGCCUUGGUGAUAGACAUUUGGACAAUGUAUUAGUGGAUUUGACAUCUGGUGAGGUGGUACACAUAGACUAUAAUGUGUGCUUCGAGAAAGGCAAGACGCUGCGAGUUCCGGAGAAGGUGCCGUUUCGAAUGACGCCCAAUUUGGUGACGGCUCUCGGGGUGACUGGAGUUGAGGUGAGUACUUUUAUAAUAUUAUGCUAUGAUUUAUUUUUUUGUUAA
Parnassius apollo (apollo) is the source of this 6795-nucleotide messenger RNA. The record is from the annotation of a GenBank genome assembly. NCBI's taxonomy places the organism in Eukaryota, Metazoa, Arthropoda, Insecta, Lepidoptera, Papilionidae.